AUGGAUUCUAGUUUUUUCGAGUCUGGAAGAAUAAGGAGUCAGAGGAUGCAACCAAACAAGGAUGAAGGAUCCUUUUCAAAAGAGAUCAGUAGUUCUGACUAUCAUAAACCCAAAACGCUUCAACAUUUAUUAGUAAACAACGAUGUUAGAGAGUAUUCGAAACCUAAUCCUAUAAUUUUUAAUGACCUUUGCCAACAAAGUCUAACAGGAUUUAGUUGUUCACUCCCACAAGCACUAGAGAAAAUUAGUUCUGACAUACAUAAUACAAAAUUGUGGACUGAUUUACAGACAAACAACAGUUUAAGUAUAAACAAAGACUCGCCAAAAUUUUCAAACAAACAUCAAGUGAAAUUGUUAGACCAUUUGGAAAGUACAAGGGGGUCUAAUAUAGUAGUCAGACAAGUUGACGCGACUGCUGAAACGAUGACUAUUGGAUUACCUAACUGUCGAGCUUUACCAUCCGUCCAGAAAACACCUAGGAUAAUACGUGCAAGGAUAUUUUUUAAUCAAAUAAAAACUGGAUUAAAAGAACAUAUUGAAUGGCAUACAACCCAAUUACAACAAGCAGAAUUAGACCAAGAUGUAAUAUCAGCUAAUAAGGCAUUAGAAAAUGUCAAUCAAUUACAGCAUAGGUUGAAUACAAUUCGUUGUCUUGAACAUGAAUAUAUGAAACAUUGGAAGCUAUACAGAGAAAUCCGAGCACGUUCACAAGGUGAAUUGUAUUGUGAUCAAGUUAACAGUGGUAGUAGUGGAAGUGGCAAAAGUGGUGAAGAAAGUAUUCAGUUAAGUCAGUGUUCAACAAAUAUGAACAAUUCAUCACUUUUAUCUAAAAAUAAACUAAGCAAAUCAACAUUAGCUUUAACUGGAUUUAAUGGAUCAGAUCAUAUUCAACCAUCAACCACCAGUGUCAAUACAACUAAUCCCUAUCAAAAUCAUUCUCACCAUAAUAAUAAUAGCAUUUGUGACACAACAAAUUAUUUACCAACCAUAAUAGAAAAACGUCCAAAAUAUUCUUCCUUAUUGAAUUUAAUACGACAUAAAUCAAAGAAAACGACAAAUAAUUAUUUAUUACAAAAUGAAAAUCGUCCACGUGCUGCUACAACAGCGUCACCUGUAACAACAACUGCGGUAGAUCAGAAGCAUUCAUUCUUACACUUGAAUAGACCAAGUAAUUUAGAUUUAACAACAACUCAUAUACCAUUGAAAAAAUCUGCUACUCUAUUAGUUCAUAACAACAAUAGCCAUUACAAUAAGGGGUUAAGUAAAUCCAGGAGUAGUGCGCGUGAUUUAGUAACUAAUGAUGCUAGUUUUAAACAGCAACAGGAAGUUUUAUUGAAACGUUUAUGUCAAAUAGAAGCUCAAACGGAAUAUUUAUCUGGUACACUGAUAUGCGAAGUGAUUGGAGUCAGUGGCUCAGUCUCCUCGUUAUCAAAAGAUGUUUUCAGGAUAUCACUUAAAUAUGAUACACCAGUAUUGUCUUCAGUAUAUGAACUAAAAAGUGAUAAGGAAUUGCCAGAUGUUGAACCACUGUAUACAUCAACUGUUCCUUUAAACCAGAAAGGUGGUUCAAAUGAUAAAUGGACGAUUACUGGUCGUCUCUUUUCUUCUUCAUCAUUUUCUCCCUCCUCUUCUGCACCAAUUUCUAAUUCGUCAAAAUCAUCAGCUCACUUCCAAGCAACUUACUUAAAUGAUGUAAAUUUAAAAUUUCCUGAACAAAAAUGGGAUCAAACUAAGCAUAUUUUUAGUCCAACAAUUGGUGAUGUAUUAACAAUAAAAGUAGAAUUCAUGCGACGGUUCGGGAAACCAGAAACUCUUAUACAACAGGCAUGUGAUAUAUUAAAACUAAUCACUUUGAAAGGUCAUCAUAUAUCAGUCGGACUAAAAAAUUUCACUGAUCUCCAAUUUCAUUUUAUUCUCAAAUGGUGCCCAUUAGCUGAUACUAAAGAUGAUCGGAUGUUGUUUUACAAUUUAUCAACUAUUCAAUUAAACAAUUCCUAG
This is a messenger RNA of Schistosoma mattheei, 1998 nucleotides long. The record is from the annotation of a GenBank genome assembly. Lineage: Eukaryota; Metazoa; Platyhelminthes; Trematoda; Strigeidida; Schistosomatidae.